Messenger RNA from Symbiodinium sp. CCMP2592, 11481 nucleotides. NCBI's taxonomy places the organism in Eukaryota, Dinophyceae, Suessiales, Symbiodiniaceae. The record is from the annotation of a GenBank genome assembly.
AUGACUGCCCUGGCUCGAUAUCUCCCAAUAUUGCCGCUUUUUCUGGUUGGCUUGGGACUUAUUUGGCUGGGACACGACGGCGCGGCGGCCGCGCAGUCCCACGUGGCACAGAAGACAAAGGAGGGCGCGGCACAAGGCCAGGAAGGCCUUGAAGAGCGGCUCGCAUACGGCGAGGCACCUCUUCCUCAUCGCGACCCACCACGGAAGCAUGGCUCCCAAACAGAAUGCUUCCAAUGCUGGGGGCAAAGCUGGCGGGAAGACCCAGGGCAAGACCGACGUUCCACAACAAUCGCGUGUGGAAUACGGCUUACCUUCGGCCGUUGCGUCUGCCCUGCAGUCUAUAUCGACAAGAGCCACCCAAGAUCUUUGGGGUCAGCAUGCAUUCGCCACGGACGAGGCGUCCGUGGAACAGCUCGCACAAAGGCAUGCAAACUCUCUGGCCCGGCUCUCCAAACGUCUGGCAAGCGACUUGCGUGCGAAAGAGGAGCUUGGCACGUCCUUGGGUGCAUGGUUGACGAUGAUCAGCCAGCACUUGCUCGGACUUGUGGGUCGUGUCGAGCCAUUGGCAACAAGCUCGACGAGGACAUCGUUGCAGCCGUGGGAGAACUGCAGGAGGUUCUCGUACAUCAGCCAUCAACGGCAUCCUCCGAGAAGGUGGCUGCGGCGACAUCGGCCCUUGGUGCCGUCUGGCACGGUGCGCAGGAGGCCGAAAUACAGCGCAUUGCUGUCGCGCUGAAGGCUUUCGCUGCUGUCGGUGCGCCGAUGCCUAUGCCGAGCCAUCUGGGCCACACGGGCGGUGGCCAACUGAGCUCGGGUCAACUGCCGGCACCAGCUCCUUUCCACAUGGGCGACAUCCUUGCUGGACCGACUGCUGUGCUGCCCUCGGCCCACGAGGGCUCCGAGGUCAGCUUUGGUGGUGCGUUUCAGGAUGUGAACAUGGCGCCCCAUACUGGGAGUGUGACUGUGGACCCGGCCCAUAUACAGGUCACACGAUGGCGGAAACGAGGCAGUGGGACUGUGGACAGACCAUCCAAAAGUCCCAGACGAGGCCCGGGACCUGUGGAUGUGGGCGAGCCAUGGGCGCAACCUUCCACGGGGCUUACUCCCCAAGGCAUACCCAAGCCCCAACAGACCGAAGUGGAGGACGACGUGGAACUUGUGCCAGAUCCUGGUGCUGUCCAAGAGGCUUGGUGCCGCGCAUGGCUGGCAGUCUUAGCCAUGGUUGCCGACAGUGGAUCGGACGUUGUCGGGGAGCUGUCUUCGUGUCCGGAGCAGGACGCCGCCCUGCCAAAUGCCGUCGACGAACAAGCGGUGGAACAGGUUGUACAAGCUGCGGGUGGUGCCUGGGAUCAGCUGCUCCAUGUGGUUGCAGGGCCGUCUCUACAGCUACUGGAAGACCUCCAUCUUCGUCUGCAAGACGUUUUGCAUCGCCUGCGGAGCUGCACCGGAGCCCUGUCCAAGGUACGCCAGGGCGUACUGGUGGCAGCACAUGCAGCAACGGGGAGCAUCAACGAUCCCUUCAGCUAUGCCCCCGGGACGUGGCAAGAAUGGCUGCACCCAUCGCUUGUGGUGGAGCAGGGCCUGCCCCAACAGGGGUAUCUUGCAGCCGAGGUCGCUUCCAACGCGCAUGUGCAGAUUCUGUGUCGACUCACAUGUCCUUUCCCACGGAAUGUGGCCCUUGCCUUGCUUGCUUUACUCCCGGAUGCCGCCUUGAGCCCCAACCCUAGACUGUUGUGCGCCGGCAUCAGCGACCUCAUUGCCUUCCUCCCAGGCAGGGGUAUGGUCUUUUGCCCCCAGGCCCUCCUCGCCCUGUCUUGGGCUUCGCAUCGAUGGCACUGUGCCUAUGAGCUGGUCUUGACCUUUUCUUGGGUCACCUGUCUCAAGGCUGCUGUAUUUGGGAAGUCUAGUGCGGCCUGUGGCGCCAGAGGUUCUUUAGCGGGUCUUAGGAUACAAGGGGCUCGUUUCCGCACCAACGUGCGUCUGCGCCGCUCCAGUGGGCCUCGCUUCAAGGUGACGCUUCUUCUGCUCUACCUUUCAGUUGCUGAUGGCGCCACUCUCCACCUUGGCGCGGCGGUUGUCUCCUCCUGGUGGCUGAGAUCCCCCACUGCUGUGCAACUGCAUGCCCACGGCUUUCAUGAGGGCUUGUCCUCAGUACGGGGCCGGUUCUGCCCACUCCUACUGCUGAGGAAAUGUGCGAGGUAUACCCCGUCGGCCGCACGGGUAACUUGCUUCUCCCGCGCACCGACCGCAGUCGUCGGCACCUUGCUGCUUUUGUGGGUACACCGCCUGGGGCUCCCAUUCUCGAACCUUGCCCCGUCCCUUUCUUGGUUGACGAAUGGCUGCAUGGGCCGCUCUUGCAUGCCCGGCUUGCCGCCACCUUGGGAUUCCCUGCCGGUGUCUUCUCUGUCUCAGCCAUCCGUGGGGUACUUCCCGGCCUGCCAAGUGAGCAGCUUCUUCUCACUCCGGCUGCCUGUUCAUGGCGUCAAGUCUGGCUGCCGGUUGACCUUCGUCCGCUGGGUGGCCGACGUUGACACUCUGCAAUUUCAGAUUGGCCCAGCUGCGGAUGCGUUGCAAGGUGAGCCUCCCGACGGCACCCUCAGCCCACGAAGCAUUCCCGGGCUGACUACUGUUUGCGUUCCUCCUCCUGUUUCUGCUCUCGCGGCUGUUACGGUUGCUUCCCGACGGGACCGCAGCAGCCUCCCCCACGAGUGGGUCGAACAGUGCGCUCGUGGCGGGUUCGGCCUCCUCCAUCGAGAGCUUGCGGUAUUACCAGACCAGGUCCUCACCAGCAGUGUCCCGAUUGUUGUCAUGUUCUUCCCGCAUGUUUUCCGUCAAGAUUCUUCCUCCUCCUCGGAGGACCAGGUAGGCGGCUGGGACACCCCAGGUACCUCUGACACCAUUUCGGCGUUGCAGCACACCCUGUUGCCCUCCCCCGCUAGGGCUUCCACGUCUACUGCCUUGCCCGCAUGCACUGGAGUCACCCCGUCUGAGUUUCUCAACACCUCCCCCCCCAGUGCCUUGGAGCCGGCCGCCGAGCCUGGCUCUGCUUCCUCAUCGGUUGUUAGCCAAUUCAGCGGUACUCGGGGUAUUCUCUUGGCGGCUUGUGUGUUGCGUGGGCUGCAUCAUGACGUCGGGAGCCUCCUUGCCUGGGGUGUGUGCCUCGUCAUCUCCUGUGGGAUGCCAGGUAAUGCCGUUCAGAUGCACAGUGCACCUGCCACUCCUAGGGAUGUUGUGGUUUCAGCUAGUCGGGCUCCUGACCGUCAGGUUGCGGCCCCAGCCGGUGCCCACACGCAUUUACAGGCCAGGUGGCUUCAGAUUGGCGACUUUGGCGAGGGGCCGCUUUGGUCAGCUCUUCCCUCCGCCAGUGAGGUGUUCCUCAUCACCUGCCGCCUUUGGUGGCCCGGAUCUUCGGUCCGCCUUGAAUUCGCCAACACUGAGAGUGCUCGUGACGCUGCCGCCGAGCUCUACCGUCAGGCCAUUCGACUUGGUCGCCCCCAGAUUGUUGCUGCUUCUUCAGGCCCUACUCUUGAGGCGGUUAACCUUGUCUCUCUCCCGCCCCGCCCUGAGACCCUGACGGUUCUUCUGGAUCUAGGUAGAGAGGUUGUCUGUGUUGAACUGCCAAAGGACUACAGUGCUGAUCAUGUUCUUGCGGCUGCGCAGACCGCGGCUGCUUCGGCUGACGUCCAGAUCCUUCGGGGCACUGCCCAUCGUCUUCGCCAAGGGGACGUGGUACGAGUGCGUGUCAGCACAGAGGCGCGCACCCUCGACGUCUCAGCCUUUGUUAUUCCACAUAAUGAUGGCACUGCAUCGCGCUGGCUUCAGGAAGGUCGAAUCGUGUCGCUGCUCCAUCCUGUCGCAGGCGUGUUAUCUUUCGAGGUCCCGCGUGCAUGCGACCUUGACGCUUCUGUGCUGGGUGCGUUGCUGCGCAGCGUUACCCCAGGCCAGCAUGUCUUCGUUGCGCUGCCCGGAGCUGACAUUCUCCCUCAUGCCGCCUUCGUCGCCGCCUUCCCUGGUCAGGACUGUGUCACAUAUCGGUUGACAGAUGCGUCUGACCCCUCUGCUGUGGGUCUGCACUUGGCCUUCUCUGGAGUCUUUGAAUCUUUCCCGGCCUUCUUGGAAAGCCUUCUUCGCAGCAACCGCCCCGCCGCGGCUCUGCUUCGGAGGUUGCAGCCCUUCGGCCUUUCUGUUCUAACCUGGGAAUGCACUUCCUUUCCUGGUCGGGCUGACUGUCGCUACUGGCAUGUCCAUGUGCAGGCCGACUUUGCACGGGCCCGGGAGCACCUUCUGAGCAUCAGCUGGGAGCCGAGACUUGUUCGCACGCCUCCGCCCCUUCCUCCCCCUAGGACCCGGGUUUUCCAUAGCAUAGGUUCCCAAACUAAUGCCCCCUUCAUUUCUGCCAGCACGCCGGCUGCUGUACUCCAGGCACCUCCGUCUGUUUGCGGUGCCGGCGUCACACCCGACUCUGCUUCCGAACUCGUUGACCUCUGGUGCGAUGCAUGGCACGUCAAGUGCUUGGUUGCAUGUUUGCCUGGCUUCACUGUAUGGGCUCUUCGAGAAGGGAGCCGACUCUACGGUAUGUGCACCCCUGCCCCCUCUUGGGAAGCUGUCGCACAGGCCCUAUCCCUGUCCCUCUGGGAGCUCCCACAGACGUUUCUGUCCAGCGACAGCCGUGUUUGGCCGUUUCCCCGUGACAUCACAGGUGUUGCGAUGCAGUGUGUCAGCGUUGGAUACGACUCUCCUGAAGGGGUUUCCCAACUGGUGCGUAACUGCGAGGCUGAGACGCCUAGCCCGCCACCGCCUCCGAGCCCUUUAGCCUCUGCUGCUCUUGGCUUGCCCUGCUUGCGGCGUCACUCGCUACUGUGUGCCCUCAGUCUCCUUCUCCCUGUGGUGUCAGUCCGCGUGACGGUCGAGCCUGCUCCCUUGAUCUCUCAUCUCGCGGAAUCCGAGACACUGCAAACCCGUCGAGAUUUCUCGCGGCCCUGCACUAUGUCUUGGACUCACGAGCUUGCCCGACAGACGCACGGGUUCGCCCUUUCUGCACCUCAACUCGGCGCGUAUGUUACUGGCGCCUCACCCCACUCAGAAGUGCAGAUGCACCUUUGGCUUCCUGGGCAAGGCCCCGUCCACCUGAGGGUUGGUGCUCGACACCUCGACCAGCAUCUUAGUGCUUACCUCGGCGCCUUCUUGCCAGACUGCGAAUACGGAUUGCACGUGGCUUUCGAUUCCAGCCCCCAAGUGCUCGAUCUCCUCGUCUCCCCGCCUUCACCUUAUGGCUGGUGGAUACUGCGAGACUCGAUUGGUUGUGAGCUUCUCCGACCGGUGGUCCAGCACUACACCUCCCAUUGUUCCUUUUUCUUCUGCGCUGUGGAGCCGGAUGGGGUUGUCCAUAACGUUGAGCCCUCUGCUGAAGUCCGCCAUAUGUCUCCCUGCCCGCAAGGGGCCCGGGCACUUAUUACUAGAGUUUUUCCGGGUUUAGAGGGUAAACUUGUUGAUGGAGUUCUUCAGAUUGUCGCAGCCCGGGCUCGGCCCCCCUCGCUUCUCGGCAGUCUCGCGUUGCUCAUGCUCUGCCGCCACGUGGCCUCUAUGCAACCUCCUCAACUGCUUGCUCUUGCCCCAGUCGCCGAGGCUCCGCCGCCUCCUCCGACAACCAUUCGCAUCUGGACUCUCAACAUUAACGCACCUGUUGACCUGCCUUGGCGUCCUCAGGGUUACCCGACACGGUGGUUGCGAGAGCUGAUGUGCCGUCUACACCAUAUUGACGAUCCCGGCGAGUUCCGGCCCACUCAUUCCACCACGGACAGCUCUGUCCAGCAUGUCCUGUUCGUGCCGGUCGUACCUGCCACUCGACCCACGGUCCGGUUUUGGCUGCUCCACUGGGGGGACGCUGCGGCUGUUACUUUCGGGCAUUCGCCUUUCAGUUGGGAUGUCGUCUCUGCCCAUCUCAGAGCUCUCUUCCCGGGGGGCCAUUUGCCAGAGCGGAGCCCUGCUCUCUCUUACGCCGGCCAGCUGUACCCGCCAGGGGCUGCCUUGCCUGAUUUUCCAUCGGGAGCUGUCAUUCAGAUUUUGAUUGGUGCUCUUGCGAGGAUCCCGGGCGAUGACGACCCUUGGAACCCGGACCCGCUGGUGGUUGAGGGACCUUACUUCCGGCACGUUCCUAGCAGGGGCCCGGCGCUAGAACCGGCCAUACUCCUCGAUGGACACGGGAACCGACGUGCUGCCGGCGCAUCGCAUGUCCCUCUGGUUGAUCAGGAAGUCCAAACUGACCUCUCAGGCAAUGGCACUGGCCUCGAUCAUGCUACGGUUUCCCGAGUUCACAUGCUGUCUCAGGAGCUUUCUUUUCACACUUCACGACUCUGGGCCGGCCUUGCUGAACCCGAUGCAGAACCAGCUGGGGAAUCGCAACCUGUUCUGCGACUCGCCUCGCAAAGUACCUGCGCUGCGGUGAACCCCUCCACCGUUGAUCUGCUCGAUAUUGCGAGUGUUUCGAGCUGUCGGCGACAGGAUAGGCUUUCGGUGGUUAUUCUGACCUUAAUAUGUACUCGGGGUUACUUUGGAGCUUCAGCAUUCGGGCGCCUCCUUGCCCUGGCAACCUUAGGUGCAGGUUCCAUCAUCAGUGCGCCGCCUGCUAGUUCGGAUGACGAACAGUCCGAGGAUGAAGGUCCACCGCCUGUCCAAGCCUUCAACAUGUCUGCUGCGGAGCCCAACCCGGUCUCUCGCCCUGCUGGCCCACCACCACCAGAGCCUGUCAAUGCCCCUUUCCAGCCUCGUAUGUGGUACCUCCGCGCCGCCCGGCCGCUGGAGGACUACGCGCUAGGCCUCUGGCCGUCUUCAAUUGAAAGGGAGCCCGCCGCGGACGAGGACACUGUCCGCCGCGUUCAGGCUGACUUGCUUGGUCUUCAACGUGGCUUGCGCUCCUUUGCUGCCGCUAUCCCCCUUGGCACCCCUUUCUGCAUUCACAAUCCCUUCACCGCCCGACAGCAGUGCGAGCUUGUCGAGUAUUCUGCUGGCCCUGAGAUCAAUCCCUUUGUACUAUUCAGGGGACACGCCCGCAGCCGGGGUUGGGCCGAUAUUGUGCCUCUGCAACCGCAGCCUGAUGCUACCGCUGUACACCUCAUCGGGUGUCCACAGGCGCCUGGGAACGCCGCUGUCGGUAUUGUGCUGGAAGGCCGCCUUGUGCCCUGCUGUCUCCCGGUCUGUGUUGGGACCGCGGCAUUACGUGCUCUGCAGCUUGACGGGAGUGAGUACGACCUUCGCCCCCCAGAGGUUCAGGAAGGGUCCUCGGUCGUCCAAUUUCGUAAUGGCGACUGUCUGGCUGUGAGACCUCGUUCUCAGUCACGGUCUCCUCCCCCGCCGGCCCAAGCCGCCGCCCUUGCUGCACCGACUAGCGAAGCCGAACCUGCUGCCGGCAGCCCCGACAUCCCCUUCUCCUCACAAGGUGGCUUCCCUUGGGGUACUGAUCCAAUCAACCGGGACUUCUCCGCCAUUACGGCGGAGGACCCGGUCUACGUUGUCCUGCACAGUCCUUUCUUGGGGGUGUUUCCCCCAUACACAGCCUCCCAUGGCACUCGUCACGGCCAAGUCUGGGCCCAGUUCCUCAACGACGACCCAGGAUGGGCAUCUGACUUCUUUCCUGUGUGGCCGGGCCCCGCCUUCAACGAGUUGUCCAUGGUCCCGGUGGGACAAGAUGCGGCCCUUGUAACCAUAAUGCUGAUGUGGCGGGGUCACCAUCGGGCCACGCUCACUCCGCGGACCAUGACAGUGGCGUGGUUGACAGACUUUAUCUCGCGCCACAUCAACAGCCCCGUUGAUGGCAUUUCCCUGCCGCACGGGCUCGCGAUCUGCGAGCUCUUUGAUGUUCCGCCUGCGGCUUUCCGUUUUCGCAACGGAGAUGUCGUGUACAUCCAUGACCCUCCGGAGGACCCUUCUGAGCCGCUCGAGUUUGUCGAUCCUUGGCACCUUCAGGAUGGCCUUGCAGCUCAUCACGCUCCCUGGGCUACGGGCUUUCAACUUAUGUUCGGCAUUUCUGUACACCUGCUUCGCCCUAAUCGCCCACCCUUGUUGGCCUCUGUUUCCGCUGGAGAAGCCUGGUGCCCAGAAUCCUUUACGUUCACCGGCACUUUUCGUAACCACUUUCCAGGUAUGUGGACACCCGUCCAGUGGUCCAGUGCCCGGGCAUUACAACUGAUCGAGGUCCACGGUGUCGCGGCUCAGGUUAACGUGGUUGCUGCCUCUCCGGAAGGCCGCCUCUGCCGUACAGUUGACCGGAUCGCCUCGCGCGAUAGUCUUGCCGAUCAGCUGCACUUCCUCCCUGGAUCCCUGCAAGUGGGGGGAGUCCCCUCCUACGCUCUCAAUCAGGCAUGUGAGCUUCGGAAUGGGGACGUCGUGUUCGGGGACUUUGCCCGAGGGGCCUGCGGCGGCCGCCCACUUCUGUGGGGUUUGGUCCUGGGCUUAGUUCCAGCUCUCUCCUCCUGUCGAAUGGGAACCUUUCUUUCGCUCCUGCUGGGUUCCCUUGUGGCCCAUUCCGGCCUUUUCUCUCGUCUCCUCAUGCUGACCUGGUGCCUCCCUGGCUCGCAAGCUAUGGUUCCGGAAACUUCGGUGUUGAGCCAGACCACAUCCUCUGCUAUUCCACAAGCUGCUCCACCCAGGGUCUUGGUUACUGUGGCCAACCCUUUUGCGCCAUGGCAUCGUGUUGAGGCUGACCCACGUCACCUCUUUGACGAUGUUAUGGCAGACGCCCACCGCACUCUGACAUCGUGGCAUCGGGGAUUUGCUGCCACUGGCCUGGUUUUAGAAGGGCCAGGGGACGCAGCGGCAGCCACGAUCCUGCAUCAUGAGGUGGAGCUUGGCGUCCUCUCCUCCCUGCCCAACUUGCCCUUAUCUUCUUCGGGCUUCUUGAACCAGCGUGGGGAGCGUCCUCGAGUGCCUCUGGCCGCUGCCCCAGCGCGGUUCUUUCCCCCUGCCAUUGAUUUCAAUGAUGGUGAGCCUUAUGUACCGCUAGGUGGUUGGCAGCCCGAUAACCCCGAUGGCCCUCUUGCACGUUGCUUCCCUGGUCCCCGACCACUCACGGCUCGUGUUUUGUGCCCCCUGCGGGGAUGGAGCGAGACCAGCUUCCUCGACACGACCAGAUCAUGGAGGUCUAUCGAGCAGGAAGGUACGCGCCACUGCGGGCUUUGGGCCCAUCGCUUUUUCCCUGUCCGGGCGGUUCUCCCAAUCUCCCAGAUCACAAUCGCCCCGGUUGCCCCAUACGGUCUUGCUACUGUGGCCCUGCACAUUGAGGGUUGUUCGGCCGUUGCUCUUGCCUCGGUUGACUCGUCUCUUGAUGACAUUCACCGGCUUGCUGUUCGCGUCUUUCCUCACACCCGGUUUUGGCGAGUCAUAGCGCCACCUGUGCUGCGCACUACUAUCCCGAAUGUGCAUAUCAGGCUCCGCAACGGAGACGCUUUUAGCCUCCUUCCCGAGCCUUCCGACCCCGGUGCUACCCGUUAUCCCUUGCUGCAGUAUGCCUCCCUGGAACGGGCACGGCAAGUUGCCAGCUGGUCGCUCCCCUUUCGAUUCGACUCGGGCGGAUACGUCUGCUUGUGGUAUACGGGCCGUCGAUCUGGCCAUAGCAUCCGGAUCAGAGAUACCGGCUAUUGGGAUCCCGAGGGUCCCACCUUCUGGAGUCUUAAUGGCAGAGCGCUGUCAGGGUCAUGGGUCCCUGUUCUCUCUGGGGAUCUAUCCAGUCUGCACCUGGUGCACAGCACCUCCACUGGUGAGGCCCAUGUCCUCCUCUUAAUGCCCCCCGAUCUUGAGCCUCAGGGGUUGUUGCUCGCUGGUUGCAAUGCCUUCCGUGCACCGCCUGGGUGGCGCCUUCUACCCGCUCUGCAGUACGUUCGGGCAGACAGUCCUCUCCGAGAUGGGGAUGUUCUUGUGCUGGACCCGACUGCUGAUACGGUUUGGGACCCUACCGGACCGCCCCUGCAAAGCCUUGCGGGUCCGGCCCCGGGCCCUGUUGCGCGCCCACGUUGGGGGCCCUCGUCCUCUGUUGCCGCGGCCAUUUCUGGCCGCUGGGUCUGGCUUGCUGUCCUUUCCGCCAGAUGGCCCCGGCUUCUCGCCCUUGCUUGCUUGGUUGGUGCCGGUCAGGGCAUGAUUCCCGCUUUAGAUUUGCCGGAACAGCCCAUACGAGUGGGUUUCUUCCCGUGGCGGGCCCCAGCCGCUGCGGCCGAUCUGGUUGAUCUCACCAACCGCACAGAGAUUGACAUUGUCCUUCUUAGUCCCUUCACAGGUCCCCAGGAGGCUGGAUCGGCACUUCUCUAUCCUGGUGCCUUGCACUACCUCUGUGUCCUGGAUGAGCGCGGCUCCGCUUCUUACAGCCGAUGCAAACUCUCUCUGUUCGCGCACCCAGUGCUCUCACAGCCGAUGCCACAUCUGACCAAGAAGUGCGCUGGCGCUCUGGAGACCUGGUUGUCGCACUUCCUCCUGCAGCUUUUGCGCCCGAAUAUCAACCCCCGUGCUUUCACUCCGACGCUCAAGUGCGGCAUUGCGCCAUCUGGGCUGUUGACUUUUCGGUCUCCACCCGCGUCAGCUUCAUACUCUGGAGGCCCGCUGUUCGAGCAACCCGGGGACACGCGCCGGCAGGCAGCCGCUGGCGCGCUCUUGACUAUACUUUUGACGGUGACUUUAGCCUGCAUUAUCCUGGGCGUUGGGUUCCGGUUCCCUGGAUCGCCCAGGAUCACGCCCACUUGGUUUUGCUGCCGGAGGACCCCACGCGGGUCAAUGUCAUUGUGGAAGCAGACGGCCAUUGCUGGUGUGCCCUUGUCACAGCCGUUACUGAUGCCUGGCAACUCUGGACUGAGCUCCCAUCUAUCUCCUCUCAGCCCCGCGUCCUUGGUGUCCCACACCAGGAACUGCGCCAAGGGACGACCCUUCGCAGCGGCGAUGUUGUUUCCGGCUGCCCAGGGCUCCUCCCCCCCUGUUGGCUCCCCUGCUCUCUGGGGCUUGCGGCUUGGUGGGCACUCGGCUUUGCCUCCUCGGCCCCGGGCUACUUUCUCCUGCUUGCUUGGUUGUUCGCUCUCCCUCCGGUGUCGGGGGCGCGUCUUCCCCACGAGGGCGGCAGUCGACAGUGGUCUCUGGCUGCGUCAAGCUGCGACGGAUCAGCUGCCGAACCGCCUGGCUUUCGCCACCGCCUCUGGGACCCUGCUAGGGGCCUCCUUGGACCUUUUCCGGGGCCCACCUGCUCUACAGGAGGCCGCACCAGCUUGGUCCGAUUUCACCAGGGUCCGUCCACCUCAAGACCACCGGUUCAUUGAUUGGGUCCCGGUACCUUCGGCUCCGUUGUUUGCCACUGUUCUGAUCCAAUGCCCGCCUGCCACUAGAGCUGCACUUCUGCCCGCUACCUGUGCUGUGGCUGAUCUUGCUCGAGCCAGCAGACACUCUAUUCCUGACCUGUCAUACGUCUUGGCUUUUUUCAGAGGCUUGGUGCGGUACUGCCACGACUUGUAA